Molecule: messenger RNA, 1890 nt
Organism: Botrytis cinerea B05.10
Lineage: Eukaryota; Fungi; Ascomycota; Leotiomycetes; Helotiales; Sclerotiniaceae
Gene: Bcotu1
Product: Bcotu1
Exons: 3
Coding region: 204-1277 (357 amino acids)
Biological process (GO): endoplasmic reticulum unfolded protein response; protein deubiquitination
Cellular component (GO): cytosol; nucleus
Molecular function (GO): cysteine-type deubiquitinase activity
Source: RefSeq, a predicted model, not a curated record
GCCACAACAUUCUUCUCUGAACUAAAUACGGCUCUAAACGGUUCUAUACGAUAACUGUUAAUGGAUACAUAAGAUUCACGGAUUUUGGACGAUUUUAAAUCAUUAUAGUUCAUGAACAUUUCAAGAAAUCUUUGUCCAUAUAAACCACACACCUAAUCGCUUUCGACAACACCCACGUGCCAAUACCAACCCAGAUAUCAAAGAUGCCGCGCAUGCGAGUUCGAGGACCCGAAGGGACAUCCACCAUAACUCUUCCCGACGAUGCAAAAAUCAGUGAUCUUAUAUCCGAGAUCACCUUGAAGACAUCUCUCUCGAAUUUCGAUAUUAAAUAUGGUUACCCUCCAAAACCGCUUCUCCUUUCUCAGAGCGAGCCUUCAUUACCUCUGAGCAAGUUGAACGUCAAGUUGAAUGGCGAACAACUUACCAUCAGUUCGAGAGAAGAACGGAGAUCUGGGGGAUCGCCAAAGUCGACUUCCCCUUCUAAUUCCAAAGCCUCAUCUGUCCCUCCUCAAGUAAAAGAUAGACAAACCGCAGAGGCAAAGUCAUUUUCUUUCUCUGGUAUGCAUGGUGAUGCGAAAAACACAUCGAAUUCUGCACCUCCUGUGUCUCUUUCGCGUAAGAGAGGUAUCGAUGGAGAUGUGCCUGAGAUUCCAAUUCCGGAACUUCAGGCUACACUUGUUCUCCGUGUCAUGCCAGACGAUAAUUCAUGUCUUUUCCGGGCUUUUGGAACGGCAGUCCUUCCUGGUGAUGACCUUUCUAUGCCUGAGCUUCGAUCCGUCGUUGCUUCUACUAUUCAAGGCAAGCCCGAACUUUAUAGCAAAGUUGUAUUAGAACAAGAACCCGAUGACUACUGUCGCUGGAUUCAAACCUCUGAUGCUUGGGGCGGAGCUAUUGAGAUGGGCAUUUUGGCCGAGGCCUUUGGUAUAGAAGUUGUUUGUAUCGAUGUUCAAUCCCUCUCCGUCCACAAAUUUCACGAAUCCGGCUCUAAUAACAGAUGUGUCCUGGUCUAUUCUGGAAUCCACUAUGACAUGCUAGCCCUUUCCCCCUUCUCCUCAACCCCCGAAAAUGACAUUCGAGUUUUCGACAAGUCCGACGAUACCAUAAUAGCCAAGGCGGUAGAAUUAUGCUCAAAAUUAAGAGAAAAGCAUUAUUAUACUGAUACAGGAGGGAUGGCUAUCAAGUGUAAAGAUUGUGGCGUGAUUAUCCAUGGGGAAACGCAAGCGGCAGCUCAUGCGCAGCAGUUGGGUCAUUACAACAUGGCUGAGGUUGAUACUUGAGUCUGUGGUUGUAGUCACGAUUAUGACGUGGUCGGAUUCGAGGAGACCGAAUGAUAAAUUUACAGACGAAUAUGCUCAGCUCGUACAACUCGUAAAUAUCAGCUACCGUAAAGAUAAUCGACUAGCUACUCACCAGCUGAAUGUCCACGCGAAGGGGGGAUUCCAAAUAAAUCCAGCUAGAUCUGAGUGGAUGGGACAUUCCCAAAGGUUAGAAACUUGAUAGAUUUGAAGAUGGAAAAUAUGGUACACACAUGGCCUACCUAUCUAGUGCAUACCCAGUUCGGCUCCUGCCAAGCAGAGCUCAUGCCAAUAACUUUUACUGCCUCAUUAAACUUCACAUCAUCAAGUUAUAUAUAUCAUUUUCUCAUCACUGUAACAUAGCAGUGAUAGAAUCGUUAAUGAGAUAAACCAUCCAAAUAUACCUACUUAUCACUCCAAUCUCUCUUCAAUUUAUGACCAUGACCCAAUUCUAGCAGAACAGAGUACCUCUCUAAACUCAUAACAAAGUACCCAUUUGCAAUAUCAAAUUGUAGGCCCGUGGAAGGAACAAGCUCGAGCAUCGUGGUUUUUCCUCGUUUGGAAUUUACGUACUUGAAUUGAGAGUCAGUGGGCA